This is a messenger RNA of Manis pentadactyla (Chinese pangolin), 2137 nucleotides long. RefSeq names its product synaptophysin like 1 (gene SYPL1). NCBI's taxonomy places the organism in Eukaryota, Metazoa, Chordata, Mammalia, Pholidota, Manidae. The coding region runs from base 131 to 850 and encodes 239 amino acids. The transcript has 5 exons. Gene Ontology annotation, cellular component: synaptic vesicle; synaptic vesicle membrane. The record is from RefSeq and is a predicted model, not a curated record.
CGCCCGCGGCCUCCCGGCCCGCCUCCCGGAGCCCGCCCCGCCUGCCCUUCCUCGCCUCCCGCGGCUCGGUCUCGGCGGUCCCCUCCUCCUCCGCCCCGCGUCCUGACUUUCUCCCUCCUUCCUUCAGAGGAUGUCCUCCUUCCAGCUCAGCCUCAACCCGCUCAAGGAGCCGCUCGGCUUCAUCAAGGUCCUCGAGUGGAUUGCUUCUAUCUUUGCUUUUGCCACCUGUGGAGGUUUUAAGGGCAAAACAGAAAUUCAAGUGGGUUGUCGUAAAUUUAAUGACAACAAAACAGUUACUGCUACUUUUGGAUAUCCAUUCAGGUUGAAUCAGGCAUCAUUUGAGGCACCUAACAAUGGAAAUGUGUGUGAUAUAAAUUGGAAAAGUUAUGUCCUUAUUGGAGAUUACUCUUCGUCUGCACAAUUCUAUGUUACGUUUGCAGUCUUUGUCUUCCUGUACUGCAUGGCUGCUCUUCUGCUCUAUGUUGGUUAUACGAACCUAUAUCGGGAAAGUCGAAAACUUCCCAUGGUUGACUUUGUUGUUACUCUUAUUGCCACUUUUUUAUGGUUGGUGAGCACUUCAGCCUGGGCUAAAGCUCUUACAGAUAUUAAAGUAGCUACUGGUUACAAUAUUGUCCAGGAACUUGAGCCUUGUAAGCAUCCAGGAGUGAUGUGUACUUUUGGUUCCGUGACUAGUAUGGGAUCCCUAAAUGUAUCUGUGAUCUUUGGCUUUCUGAAUAUGAUACUUUGGGGAGGAAAUGCAUGGUUUGUGUACAAGGAGACCAGCUUACACAGUCCAUCAAAUACUUCUGCUUCCCAUAGCCAAGGAGGUAUGCCACCUCCUGGAAUAUAAUUAAAGGGAGGAGUACACUGUAUGAAACUUAGGUCUAUACUAUGACCUUUUAUCAGCAUCUUGAGAAGCAUUAUUUGUUUCUAAUAAAAGUAAUGGCUUUUUCAAUAAAUUGGUGGGUUUAAAAUUUUGCUGCUUUUUUUACAUAAAGCCUGUGCCUGCCUUUCCUAGAAAUGUAAGAUGUAAAUGUAUUCUCACAUGUAAAUUUGAAAAUUCAGGUGACUGUUAUGAGGUGAUACACAUUUUUUAAUAAAUGGUAAUUUCUUUACUAAGUUUGUCUUCCAAACUGUUUACACCUUUAGCCUUAACCUGUAUCUUCACUCAGAAAAGAGGUAUAUUAUCAUAUCAUAAUAGGAAGAAAAUUUCUAUUGGAAUAUACACUACUAUAAGUUUGUACAGAUCAUAUACCUGUCUUUAAGAAAGCCUUGAUUACAUAAAUCAUAUUUAGAAAAAAAUGUUCAGUUCAGAAUUUAUAUCUGAACAUUGUUUAUAUGUUAUGAAAAUUUUUCAAUUCCAAAGACUGGGUCUAUGUUUUAUUUCUGUUUUUCUAAAUGACCUAUAUACUUAAUACAUGUGCUCAAAUUAUUUGGGAAUGGGUUUGGGAAAUUUCUCAAUAGAUGUGUGGUUAAUUGAGUAAUUGUGUCACAUGAGGUGUAAGCUUGCAUGAUGCUGGCUGGUUGAUAGACCUGCUAUAUAAAUAGAACGCAGACAUGGCUCAGUGCACUGUUGUUACAUGCAUGGGUGUUACUAUAGUGACACUUGUCUGCUGUCCUUUGUUCAUACUACUUGAGGGCAGGCUGAGCCCUAGUCUCCCUGCUAGUAGAGUAAAAUAAUCCAGCUUUUUUUGAAAACCCCAUUUAUAGGGUUAAAAAAAUUAACAUGGUCUUUUAUUUUUGAAACAUUUUAACAUUUACAAGAUUCAAUGAAGUUGCUAUUUUGAGUUUAACAAUGAUAUUGUGAAAAUAAAUGCAAUUUGAAUUUCAUGUUUCUUAAUGUUCGUUUCAUUUCACAAAUGGAUGAUUAAGGAAUUAAUGCAUCAUAAACAAGGAACUUGGUGAGCUAUCUUAUGGAUGUGCUGCUUUGGCACACACAUUUGGGUAUAUUCUGAAUACAGGGCUUCCUCACAGUUUGCUUCCUAAUAUUUUUGUUGUACAGGGCUAGGUUUCCUAUUCUUAACAUGUGAUUGUUUAUAUGUGAAGCACAUUUGCCUUAUUUUUGUUGCAUUUGUGUUGUCAGUAUGAAAAUGUACAUCUUUUAUGCAACCAAUUUAAUAAAGAAGUUAAAAAGAAA